Messenger RNA from Cimex lectularius (bed bug), 6975 nucleotides. RefSeq names its product unconventional myosin-IXa-like. Gene Ontology annotation, cellular component: myosin complex. Gene Ontology annotation, molecular function: protein binding; microfilament motor activity; ATP binding. NCBI's taxonomy places the organism in Eukaryota, Metazoa, Arthropoda, Insecta, Hemiptera, Cimicidae. The transcript has 30 exons. The record is from RefSeq and is a predicted model, not a curated record. The coding region runs from base 669 to 6470 and encodes 1933 amino acids. Gene Ontology annotation, biological process: intracellular signal transduction.
GUGUUGAUAAGUCAUUGUGAUGUGAAUGAGAACAUCAAAGACUGCUUAUGACAAUUAACUCUAAAUUAACUAAUGUCGGCAUAAGCAAUUUGUAACGAAGUUAUUAUUUUAAAUAUUUAAGUUUGUGAUUCUUUUAAGUAAUAAGUUUUACGUUCCGUUUUUCUCUUUGUGCUGUAACUCGUAAAAUGAGAAAAAAAAGUGAAUGUUAACCACAAGGCUUAGUGUAAAAACUGUGAGCUAUGUUCGUUUUAAUAAUUAAUAAGCGUGAGGAUGUAUUAAUUAACUUUGUUGGUGUUUGAGAGGUAUACGAGGGUUUUAUAAAGUUGCGAUUACAAUAUCCUACUUUUUUAAGUUUUUUUUUAGGUUCGAAUAGUCAAGUGAUUUGUAUUUGUCGACAUUUUACCCUUCGCAUACUCACCAUUAUUGUUUCUAAACAAUGAAAUCAAAUCUGAACGGACUGGGUAACUUUUCUUCCUUCUUUCCGGUGACGAAUCUUUCUUUUAACGGCUGUAAUUAUUCGUAAAAAAGACGAAAAUUUUAUCGAUAUUAUAAGCGGAUCGUCAAUUCUUCGCGAUGUCGAUCACCGAUAUUUUACUUGGGCCAGUAAGAUUUCACUGUUUUAAUAGGUCGAAGGGUUUCUGAUCGGCCCUAGUAUAAUGUGAACACAGAUGUAUUACCUAAGUUGUAGCCAGUUACAACGAAUUCCGAUAAAAACGAAAGCGAUGGAAACGGAAAAUAACAGAUAUAUUGUACAAGUAUUUGUUGGAGCACUUUCCCAGCAUUAUGAAGCGCUCUCAGUCGAAGCGAGUAAGCAGACGACCGCUGAAGAGAUUGUUAGCUGCAUCGCCGAAAGGCUGUCUCUCACGACUGGAGGUGGUUUCGAAUUGGCUGAAGUCGUCGGUGACACAUUGGAGCGGGAGUGCAAGGAGAGGAGACUUGGCUCUGCGGAAUGUCCAGUCGCCCUCAUGCUUCUUUGGCCGAAGGCGAAUCCCCAAGAAGAAUAUUAUAGGUUUUAUUUGAGAGAGAAACUGAACGAAACCUUAUGGGCUGAUGGUUUUACAAUGGACCCCCAAUUAAUUAAAGAUUAUUUUUGCCGAUUUUUGUAUCAGCCGGCCGAUAGAGAAUAUCCAGAUUUAUGCCAACUGCCUGAUUUAAAUGAACAGACGCUACUCGACAAUCUCAGAGCAAGAUUUAAAGCUGAGCAUAUCUACACUUAUGUUGGUUCCAUUCUUAUCGCAGUUAACCCAUUUAAGUUUUAUCCGAUAUACAACCCAAAAUAUGUUAAACUCUACCAGAACCGGAGAAUGGGACCAGAACUUCCUCCGCAUAUUUUUGCGGUGGCCGAUUCAGCUUAUCACUGUAUGCUGAGGAACAAAAGGAAUCAGUGUAUUGUUAUAAGCGGUGAAAGUGGAAGUGGCAAAACAGAAAGCACCAAUUUCCUUCUUCAUCAUUUAACCGCUCUUAGUCAAAAAGGCAGUCACGGUAGUGGCGUUGAACAGACUAUUUUGAGCGCUGGCCCUGUAUUAGAGGCUUUCGGAAAUGCAAAAACUGCUCAUAACAACAAUUCAAGUAGAUUUGGCAAAUUCAUUCAAGUUAACUACAGAGAGAAUGGCAUGGUUCAUGGAGCUGUUGUGCAAAAAUAUCUCCUAGAAAAAUCACGAAUCUGUUCACAAGGUAGAAAUGAAAGAAAUUAUCAUGUAUUUUACUAUCUUCUUGCUGGUGCAAGUGAUACAGAUAAGCAACAACUUCAUCUUCGUUCUGUAGACUACUAUAAUUAUUUGAACAGAAGUGGCUGUUAUGUUUUGGAUAAUGUUGACGAAGCCCAUGAAUUUUCAAGGCUGAAGCAAUCAAUGGAAAUGGUCGGCUUUACUCCGGAAAAGCAGAGGCGAUUAUUUGCAGUUCUCUCAGCUGUUCUUUUGUUGGGUAAUGUAGAAUUUCAAUUAAGAAAAGCAGCUUACCACCAUGAUGAAGCUGUAGCAGUAAAAAAUCCUGAAAUAGUUUUGCUAAUAUCCGAAUUGCUUCGAGUCAAACAAGAAACAUUAUUAGCUGCUCUCACAGCAAAAAGGGCCCGAGCUUCUGGUGAAACCCUUGUUAUUAAUUACAAGUUGCAUGAGGCAAUUGCUGCUAGAGAUGCCAUGGCGAAAUGUCUUUACGGUGCUCUUUUUGACUGGAUUGUGCUUCAGGUCAAUCAUGCUCUUCUUUCAAAAAAAGACACACUGAGAGAACACCAAGGAAAUUCAAUUGGAGUUUUGGACAUAUUUGGAUUUGAGGAUUUUGGAGUGUGUAAUAGUUUUGAACAAUUUUGCAUAAAUUACGCGAAUGAACAUCUUCAGUAUUAUUUCAAUCAGCAUGUGUUCAAAUACGAACAAGAAGAAUAUCGAAAAGAAGGAAUAAAAUGGAGGGAUAUUGGAUUUUCCGAUAAUUCAGCUUGUCUAUCUCUUAUCGAAGGAAAGCCCAAUGGAUUGUUGUGUGUUUUGGAUGACCAAUGCAACUUUCCGGGAGCUUCAAAUGAAACCCUUUUACAAAAAUUUAAUUCUGUGCAUAAGGAAAAUCCAUUCUAUGAAAUGCCUCAGAAAAAAGAAGGAGCGUUUAUUGUGAAACAUUACGCUGGGAAAGUUAAAUAUCAGGUUGUUGAAAUGAGAGAGAAGAAUUUGGACUUGAUGAGGCAAGAAAUAGUUGGCGUUCUGAAAAACUCCAAUAUGGCAUUUGUAAGGGAACUUGUCGGAGCUGAUCCAGUCGCAGUUUUCAGAUGGGCAAUUGUGAGGGCAUUUUUCCGUGGUUAUUUUGCUUUCCACGAAGCAGGAAGAAAGCAUCGACUUUCAAGAGAAGGGAGCAAACCAAGUUCAUUCCAUACAAGAUAUCGAAAUCACACCCCCAAUGACACUAUUUUGAGAUUCAAUCCACGAUAUGGUAACAUGAAGAAUUUCAUCCCAAAACAACAGUUGCAAAAUGAAAAGGAGGAACAACCUUAUAAUCAAUUGAUACUUUUCAACAACGAUGGCCCAGCUAAAAAUUUACAACGAAAUAAAAACAACGACGUUAAGGAGAAUAUCUGUGAUAAACCGAUAUUACAUAAAGUUCUAUGCCCUGAUGAAGCUAGGGUUUUUGAAAGAGCAACCCAAAUCUUGGCGAAAAAUAAGUCUUUCAGACCUAGGGAAAGAGGCAAAAAGGGUUUAAAAAACCUCCAAAGUGUCAAAACUUUAGCAGGAAGAACACAAUCAUUAGGACAAAUGGGGAAAGCUAGAAAGCAACCGAUGACUGUAACCGCUCAAUUUCAACAGUCUCUUUUGAGCUUAAUGGACACUUUGAAUCAAGCAAACCCCUUCUUUAUUCGGUGUAUUAAAAGUAACAGUAACAAGGUACCAAAUUCGUUUGAUGAAGAUACAGUUCAAAGGCAACUUAGGUAUACAGGGAUGUUGGAGACAGUCAGAAUUCGGCAAGCAGGGUAUAACGUUCGUCUAACGUAUGAUGAAUUUAUUCAACUUUAUAGAAUACUUUUACCAAAGGGACUUCUUAGUUCCCAAGCUGACGUCAGAAAUUUUCUUUUAACUCUGAACCUUAACCGGGAUAAUUAUCAAGUUGGAAGUAGUAAAAUAUUCAUGAGAGAGUGUGAAAAGGUGAAAUUAGAUUAUAGACUCCAUCAGCAAAUUAUGGCAAGUAUCGUGAGGAUCCAACAAUGGUUUAGGGCAAUCCUGGAAAGAUCAAGAUUUUUGAGGCUUAAAUCAGCAGUCAUAACAAUCCAAGCAUUUUGGAGAAUGGUAAUGGUCCAACAACACAAGAGGCAGCUGCAAUUGGCAGCAGUACACAUUCAAAGGGCAUGGCGUUCUUAUUCUCAGUCUUCUUGGUUGAGGAAACUUAAAAGGGGCAUUGUCAUAUUUCAAGCUCAUGCUAAAGGUUAUUUAAUACGAUCUAACAUCGAAAAUAUGAAAGUAACACGAAUUAGAAAGGAGGCUGAAAUUAGAUCAGCUGAAGAAUCAUCAAAGAAAUCCGCUAAAGUUCCUGUUGAAUUAUCAGUUGUCGAGGCUAGUGAUAAAAAAGAUCAAGCUAGUUUGUAUAAACACCUGGAAUGCUCUCAAGUCAAAUUGCAGCAAGUCGAACUUUCUCCAAAAGAACCAGAGCACAGAACUAUUUGCAUCGGAGAUCCAAAUAAGGAAAUUUUGGGAAUAGAUUUAAAGAAAAGAACAUCGAGUAGAAAGCCAGUAUUAUCUGAAAUUAAAAAUUAUUCCGAGGAGCCUGUUCGAGAAGUUGGAGUUGGAAAGAAAAAUGAUAGCUCAAUUCAUAGUGAUGGAGAAAUGGAUGUGGAUCCUUGGAAAGAAAGUUUGCCAUCUAAAGCCAAUAUUCCUCCUCCUCCAAGAUUGCCAAGGCGAAGGGACCUAGUUUGCCGUAGCAUCGGUGAUGAACAGCCUAAACCUUUACCUGAAAAGCCAUCUAAACUACCACUUGGAAAUCUCGAUUUGAAACGCAGAAACAGUGAUCCAGCAGCACAAUCUGAAGCAACUGGUGAGGUUAAACACACUCCUCCUCAGCAUUCGCCUUCAGCAGAUCUAUUAGAAUGGAAAGGAACAACGAUGUUUACCAUAGCAGGUCAUAGUUUUAGGAAAAUAAAUCGCUUUACCAAAGAUGACAGGUGUUCAUCAUGUAAUCACCCUAUGGAUGCAUUUUUUACUCAAGGACACAAGUGUUCUGAGUGCAAACAACUAUUUCACACCAAGUGCAUACAAAAUGGAGGUGUACUCAGGCUUCCUUGUCAUUCGUAUUCGAGCAGUGCAAGGAAAGGAAAACAAUCACGUAAAUCAUCGAGAGUACAACAGUCUGAAAAACAUCAGGUCGCCUCCAACAGUUCAUCCCAAGCCAAAUUCAGCCUGCAAGGAACAUCAGAGUUCACUGACAGCACGGACAAAAUUAUUUCUGGUAUAAAGGAACUACAACAAAUGCAAAAUUUCAUUACAAAAAAGAUCUAUAAAAUAGAAUCAACAGAGGGAGAAAGACCUUCCAAAGCUGAUAUGGUGUUUAAACAAGCUUUAAAAGAAUUCAAGGACAACCUUAUAGCAACAUAUAGCAUAGUCAAUAAGCAAGGACCAGUAGCAUUGAAUAUAAAAUAUAAAGACUUGAUUGCUAACUUUUCACAUGUAAUGGAUACUGUAAGGCAACAGGAGGACAUGAGAGCAGAGGAUUUCCCUGUGACCAUGGGGGUCAACGCUUUCAGAGGAUUUAUGAAUGAAUUUAUGGCGAAAACAAGAAUGGAGCAAGAGAAACCAAGGAAGUUGAAAAGGAAAAAAGAAAAAAAGCGAAAGACAGAAGAUCCCAUCAACCACGCUGGGCACAAUUUUGUGCUAACAAUUAUUAACAUCCCGACUGCUUGUGAAAUUUGCAAUUCUUUUUUCAUGUGGCCUUUAGAAAGAGGCUUGGUAUGCCAGAAUUGCAAACUCACUUGUCAUAAAAAGUGUUACAUAAAAGUCAUAGUGAUGUGUAGUAAAGAAGUGACUGUACCUAAACAGUGCCCUCAUCCAGUCUUCGGAGUUCCUCUUUAUCAAUUGACAACCGGAGAAGAAAAAAUACCAGUCGUUGUCGAUCGACUUAUCACAACCAUUGAAAUGUAUGGUCUUUAUACAGAAGGCAUUUAUAGAAAAUCAGGAGUAAGCUCAAAAGUGAAAGAAUUGAAAACUAUAAUGGAAGAGAGGGAAAUUGAAAAAAUCCAGUUUGAACAAUACCAGGUUCAUGUUUUGGCAAGUGUUUUGAAGAGCUUUUUGAGAGAAAUGCCAGAACCUCUACUUACUUUUGACUGUUACGAAGAUUUUUUAAGAGCUGCAAAUCUAACUGAGGACAGAGUGUCAACAAUGUUCACCAUUUUGAAAAAGCUGCCAUCUCUCAAUUUUGAUUUGAUGGAAAGAUUGAUAUUUCACUUAGCAAGAGUGGCACUUCAUGAAGAUGUCAAUAGAAUGAGUUCAAACGCUUUGGCAAUAGUUUUUGCCCCUUGUAUUCUCAGGACUAACAAAGUAGUACCAGCGCAAGAUUCGCUACAUGAUAUAAGUAGACAAACAGCUUGCAUUGAGGUCAUAAUAUCUGAACAGUUGCGUAAAGUUCGUUCAACACUGGCUGAUAUUGAUACAUUGGACACUGCAUGCCAUACGGCGACAUACCGUUUGUCAUCUAUUCGUAGUUCAAAGAUAUUUACACCUGAGGAGUUAGUUAUUUCAAAGCCUGAUGAUGAAGAAGCCUUAUUAAUGGGCAAGAUUGAAGAAAUCCAAAAAGAAAAGGCGUUGUUAACAUCAACACUACCAUCCUUGACACGGUCACCUAGUGAUGAUGAUCUCCUGUCGACAGAUGAUGGCAGCUUAGAUGACGUUGACACAUCUAUUCCGCAACCUCUCUCGAGGCACCGUGUGGUCCACAAACAUAAAAAAAGAGGUUCUGAAAGUUCAUCUACAUUUUACACUGCUGACGGAGAUGAAGAUCAAAUCAUGGUGUAAAUAUUCAAAAUAUUUUUUAAAACAAAUUCCAUUUUUACUGUUUGUUAUGUAAGGAGAGAGUGAAUGCAGAUGCCUAGCUACAUUAAUGAAAUGUUCUUCCGAAGAGUCUCUAGGUUUAUUAAUUUUAAAACAAAUAUUUUUGUAUAUAAAUAAUAAGUUUAUGAAAACCUGACUGAACAAAUCUUAAUUGUUAUUCUGAGUCAGAAACGAGUUGCAUUUUAAAUGAAGAAUGAAAAAUCAAAUUUUACUUAGAUAAUUAAUAUUUUUAGUUAAAUUGAUAAUCGAAUCUCUGAGUGGAGGUCCUCACCCGCAAAGAAAAAAAAAAAAAAAAAAAAAAAAAACAUCAAGUAUUUAAAUUUGCAUUUACUACCAUUUACUUCUUUUUUAUUUUAUAAAAUGUGAUAUCUUUUAAUGCGGUUCUAGUCUUCUUGACCUGUAAAUGUAAGUAGUUAUUGACUGCUGUAUUACAAGUAGUUAUUUAAAGAAUAUAACCGCGUUACCAGUG